Molecule: messenger RNA, 1888 nt
Organism: Alosa sapidissima (American shad)
Lineage: Eukaryota; Metazoa; Chordata; Actinopteri; Clupeiformes; Clupeidae
Product: homeobox protein Hox-B3a-like
Exons: 5
Coding region: 633-1796 (387 amino acids)
Biological process (GO): regulation of transcription by RNA polymerase II
Cellular component (GO): nucleus
Molecular function (GO): RNA polymerase II cis-regulatory region sequence-specific DNA binding; DNA-binding transcription factor activity, RNA polymerase II-specific
Source: RefSeq, a predicted model, not a curated record
CCUCUGUUUUCUUAGUCCUCGUUUCUUUCGUUCAAAUUAUGCAUUGUGCAUGUAAGGUAGUUUGUAUGUGCUGAAGCUGUUCCGAUGGAUGAAGCGCCCAAUCUCUCCCGCCAUGCUAAUGAAGCUCUGUGAUUGGGAUUUCCGUCUCCGUGCAGCGUUGUAAGUGUCAGAACGUCACCGAAGGCUUUGUUCAUUUUUCAUAUAAGUCGACUUUUUUUCCGAUAGGUUCAUAAUGUAUACUAGCCUCGAAUCUUGGCUACAGUUAGUUACGAUGAAUGACGAUAAGCCAGUUGCUUCGUUUGGAGGACCCUCUGGACAGAUGAAAAAUGACCAACAAAGCAACAGAUGUGGACGGAUACUCUCUGAGGAACCAAGCAAGAUAGGCUACUUCGUUUUUGCCUCCAUAAUUUUCAACCCAUAUUCCUGGAUAACAUGAAUCACCCCAAGGAAGACGAAUUGUCAGCACAAAGGUUCUUCAUACCAAGAACAUUAUUGGGUCUUGAGGUCUUCAGAGCUGACCUCACUGUUCACCCUUUUGGUCAUCCUCCGAGAGGCUUUUGGAGCGGCACUGUCACGUGACUUCUGGUGCCGAUGUGUCCUCAGAGGGUUUAGGCGUCCAGGCUCCUUAGCUGAUGAAAACACCUCUGGAGAUGCAGGAAACAGCACUCGCGGUCGACUCCUCGGGUUUUGACGCUUACCCACUUCAGGGAUUUGGCUUCGAUGACGCGCCUCCUGGUUUCCAAGCCUCAGCGCAGUCGGAGAGAGCCGCUUGCUCACUGCAGUGUUUUGAUAACUGCACCCCAUGCCAACACAGGGAAUCUGGUGCGCAGAAUACGGGUUGUUUAAGCGCAUGUCCACCAAAUGGCCUUCCUCAAAGCUCUGCCAUUUCAACCCUCAGUUCCGACAGCUCAUUGCUACAACCGGGGGUCCAAGAGGAAAGAAAUACGACCUCGUCCUUCAUUCACAACAGCAAGUCCAGCAAACAAGUCUUUCCUUGGAUGAAGGACUCCAGGCAGAAUUCUAAAGUAAAGCGCAGCCCCCCAAGCGCGCAUACAGUUAACGAGGAAAGUGGCAACGGCGGGAAAAGCCCUGCGACUCCAUCUGCUUCAAAAAGGGCUCGCACCGCCUACACGAGCGCCCAACUCGUGGAGCUGGAAAAGGAGUUCCACUUCAAUCGUUACCUGUGCCGCCCACGGCGAGUCGAGAUGGCUAACCUACUCAACGUUAGCGAGAGGCAGAUUAAGAUCUGGUUCCAGAACAGAAGGAUGAAGUAUAAAAAAGACGAAAAGUUUAAGGGGAUAUCAGCGUCAUCAUCCCCAGAAUCGUCUCCCAGUGGAAGUCCCACUCUAUGUUUGCGAACAGGCUUUAUUAAUUCUCUGUCCUCAGCUGGUCAGAGUGAUGAUAUGUUUCUGGCAUCGUUGAACAUGUCUCAGUGCGGUGGGUAUGGUAUGCACUCUACAUUCUCGAAUACCCCAAAGUCGUGCCCCUCCUCACAAAAAUACUUCAAUUCGACUGCUUAUAACCAUCACGACGCAUCUAAUCGCAGUUAUCUAGCACCCAGCGUUCAUGGAAGCCCAGGGUUUGUGGGAGAGAGCUAUGAAAGUCCAGCAUCUGUCUACAGACUCAAUCACUUGUCACAGAUUGAAUGUCAUGACCUCGAUAGCUCCGUGCAAGUUCCAGCCAGCCCACAAUAUGAACUGUGCGAAUCAGAUGUGCCCUACAUACAGCAAACACAGUACUCGCCUACCCAUUCUCAGGACAGACUUAUUCAAGCCGAUAGGCUAACACAUUUGUAGUCAUAUUUUGCACAUUACGUAGGCUAUGGACCCUUUCAAGAGAGUUCCAUUAUCAGCAUCAUAGUUGGCCCCACAAGACUUCCUUUUUAACA